CAGCAGCACCUAGUGCUACACCACAUGAUACGAUGUCUGCUCUAGCUCCUAGCCAGAAGGACAGACUUGGUAGAGUCAUGAUUGAGCCGGAUGGAUCAUCGUGGCAUCCUGCAAAGGAUGCUGCCCGGGCUUUAAAAGAGUGUGUUAGAAAACUCUAUACACAAGCUUAUCACUCUUGGAGCGAGAUUCCAAAUAGUAUACGCCAGGCGAUGUUUAAUAACUUUAAGACUAUGUGUACUUGGGAGUCGAGGUACAAUUUGGUCAUUGGGACCGCAUUUGAGAGGAAGGCAUCCACCAGACUGUCUAGCUGGCUAAAGAGCGUUCGGGAUAGUGGUGAACGUCCCGGUUGGAUGUUGCCUCAUGUUUUUGCUGAAUUGGGUCAGUAUUGGAACACAGACAAGUUUAAGGCAAUAUCAGAUCAAGCCAAAAUGGCUAGAGGCAGUCUUAAAGGUGGCUCGUUGCACACCGGAGGUGCAAAGAUGGUUGGAACAAUUGCACGAGAGAUGGAAAAAGAAUUGGGACGCACUCCCAUUGAACCAGAGGUUUUCAAAAAGACUCAUGUCAGGAAGAAAGAAAAUGAGUCAGAUCCGGAUGUGUGGGUGGAGGAAAGGGCCGAACGAACUUUUAAUGACUUUAAUAAGUACGUUGCUGAGAAUCUAGAUAGUUCGGUUCAAUUGACACCUGAACUGUCCACUCAGAUUUGGAAAGAAAAAGUGGUAGGGGGGACACACAAGGGUAGAUGCUAUGGUCUAGGCUCUCGCAACGAUGUUAGACGCCUUCAGUCAGUCUUAGAAGGUAUUGGAUCGUCACGUCAAGCUGAGGCACUUGACGGUGUUCAGAUUACUGCUAUGUCGGAUCAAAUAACUAAACUUACAGCGGCACUAGCAAAGUCGGAGCAGAAAAGAGUAGCUGAACAACAAAGCAUGAGUGAGACCAUUCAGCAAAUCAAAGAACAAGUGAUGAACCUCGCUCGUCGAUCUACUACUUCGGCUCCCGAUGACACCAACGACGAGAGUGAUGAGGAUGAUUAUGUAGAUCUCACUCCCAAGUUUAGAUCUCUGGACAUUUAUGAGCUUUUUGAAAUUUUAAAACGAAUUUUAAAAGACUUUAUAAGUCUUUAAUUUAGGAUUUAAAUA
This is a messenger RNA of Solanum stenotomum, 1136 nucleotides long. RefSeq lists its product as uncharacterized. The record is from RefSeq and is a predicted model, not a curated record. NCBI's taxonomy places the organism in Eukaryota, Viridiplantae, Streptophyta, Magnoliopsida, Solanales, Solanaceae. The coding region runs from base 33 to 1121 and encodes 362 amino acids. The transcript is spliced from 5 exons.